Molecule: messenger RNA, 3789 nt
Organism: Microplitis mediator
Lineage: Eukaryota; Metazoa; Arthropoda; Insecta; Hymenoptera; Braconidae
Exons: 3
Coding region: 312-2408 (698 amino acids)
Source: RefSeq, a predicted model, not a curated record
CAUAUACUUCUCGAGGACUCAUUGGCGCGCUCAAAAAAUCGAAGAGAUCCUCAUGUAUGGACACGUAUCCUUAACAACUAAUGAAGUGAAUAUUCCAGCAAAUAAUAAUAUUGAGUUGUCAGUUAUGAGCAAUAAGUUGAAGUGGAUAGACAUGGAUGCUAUAUUCGAGCAUUCAGUGAUUCAAUUCGUUCUAUAAUUUACUUCAAAUUGAAACAAUAAUUUAAAAAGAAGUUAAGAUUAUCUGAGGAUUUUCGAUUUUUUGAUAAUUUAGAAUUUUAAUUCCAUUAUUCAUCAUUAAAAUCAGUAUAAAAAUGUGGAAAGAAAUUAUUAUUUUGUGUUUGUUUGUAAAUUUCAUUGUGUGUGACAAUAUUAAUGAAAGUGAUGCAGCACCAACUGAUUUGGAAAUUUUUCACAAUGAUACGAAACAACUACUUGAGCUGUGCUUCCCUGAUAAAUUAAACCCAGCGGUUAUAACUGUUGAUUUGAUUGACAUCAUGUUCGAAAUUUCAAUAAACGAAGUGGUCAACGCGUCCAUUGUAACGAUCGAUAAUGAUUUCGAGUCAACUGUGAUGAAAUGGCACUAUCCAAAUCAUCCCUCGUAUAUUGUAUCAGCAGAGACUGAUAGAAAACUAAAAGCUCUUCUUCACGAAAUAAAAUCGUCGAUAAUUUGGAACGUCGAGUCAUUGGUUUUCGUUGUUGGUGAAAACUGUGGAAAGGCAAUGAAAGUACUGAGAAUGGUGUGGAAUAUUGAAGCCCUUGGAUCAUUUUACGUUUGUCGAGAUCAAGUCAACAAAACUACGCUGGUGUAUACAUUUAACCCCUACACUGAUAGAGCACCGAAACCCUGGAGUAGAGUUAAAAAGAAAACGAGUGAUAAUCGAUGGACAUUGUAUAGGCAGUCAUUUAAAAACGAUUUGGAAUCGUGUCAAAGUUAUCAUUUUGACAAAACCAGAAAUAUGGACGGUUAUCCAGUAAAAGGUUAUGCACGUAAUUCACUCUUCGAUGAUUCAUCAAAUGAAUUUACACCUGAAGCACUCGAUUUGCAGUUCGGAAACCCGUAUUUCGUUUUUGAAAAGAUAUUUUCAAUGUUGAAUGUCACACCGGUGAUGAAUUACUAUAUUUUCGGUGAUGUUCCACAUUCUGUCAGAACUAAAAAAUUAUUUAAUAAUGAUAAGUUCGAUGUAUGGAUGGAUUUAAAACCACUCGAUCUACUUUAUUACGAAUAUCUCGAUUUUGUUCCGCUAUACUCAGAAGAAGGCUACACGAUAAUAACGAACUCGCGUUCUGUUCCAAUCCUUGAGGAAAUUGUCGACGGUAUGUUUAGUCAUCAAACUCUGAUACUUUCGAUUUUCAUUCUAACUAGUAUCUUUGUACUUAUUUUAAUCAAUAAUAAGUUUAAUUUUAUCGACACCUUGUUUGAUAUCUUGUUGUUGGUGUUGAAUAUGGGGAUGAAGACACCCAUAGAACGUUUAUUCAUGCGUAUUACUUUUCUGGCCACAUCUUUAUUUAUGUUGAUGUUUAAUCCGGCAUUAGAGGGUCAACUCAUGGCAAUGCUGGCAAAACCGAGUUACCGUAGGGUUGAAAAUCUAGAUGAUUUACAUUCAAAUGAAUAUAAAGUCUUCUUCGACGAUAGAAUCCGCGAUUAUAUAGCUGAGACACAAAUAUGGUUAAGUGAUUCUGAUAAGGAAUACUUGUAUGAGCAAGACGCGCUUGAUUUUAGUCGAUGCCAAGAGCGCAUUACGAGAGAAUAUUUUGAUCUGGCAGAAACCCAAUUAUUGAUAUUUGAUACACUCCCAUUCAUCGAUCCAGUUCCGAUGAAUGAUUCACUUCUAGUAAAUGUUUCUCAUCUGAUUAAUGAUUCCCGUCCGAUUAAUAUGUCGAGUCCGAUAAAGAGUUCAUUUCCGGAAUAUGCUUCAGUUACGAAAAAUACUUUAGCGGCUUGUAUAUUUGCUUAUCGGUAUCGUAACAAUGCAUUAGGCGACAAUUUAUAUAUAUCAAAGGACUUAUUAUUUAAAUCGUACAACGUGUUUAUGAGUCGUAAACGUUGGAGUUUGAAAAACAAAAUCGAUAAAGCAGCAAUGAAUAUUUUUGAAACCGGUCACAUUCAUUACGCCGAACGCUUUGAACGAUAUAAAGAAUUAAAAAGAAAAAAGAAAUUAGCUGCUAGAAUCGAAUCAUAUAAAAGUGGAUUCGAUCAAUUACAGUUUGAAGAUUUUCGAAUGGUUUAUAUUUUCUGUACAUUGAGCUUAAUGUGGAUAAUCACUGUUUUUAUUUUUGAGGUAUUGUUCUACGAAAUAACGGCAUUAUGUGACAAACGUUCACAAAAAUUAAAAAUGAAACGAAUUAAACUACGGCGAAAAUUAGCAUUGAUCAAUAAACAAACUUCCGUUGCUGAAACACGGGUGUGAUUAUUCGUAUUGCUGUAAUGUUGCGUAAUUUUUAUGACUACAUUAAUUCAUUUAUGUUACUUAGUGUCAUUGAAGUAAUUGACAGAUAAUUAAGAUACUUAUCAAAGACGCGCUGUAAAGGACAAGGAUCCUCGCAUAAUUGAGUCGGAGUUUUGAAUUCUAAUCUAACGUUUUAAAUGUAAUUUAAAAGAAAAAAUUGUUGAAACGGUCUUUUUAGUAUUCGAUUUGCCGAACAUUUCACAUUACCAAAUUACAAACCGUAAAAAUUUUCCUUUUGUUUAAAGUUAUUUAAUUUUUGACCAUGAAAUUAAAUAACAAAUGAUUAUAGUUUUUUAUUUUAUUAGUUUAUAGAGUUGUAUAUUCCAUUUUCUGCCCUUAAGCUGAGUAAUUAAAUAUUGCGUGUUCUGUUGUUUGACUUGUGUAUCUAUUGAUUGAUAUUGUGUGUCGUUAAAAUGAUUGACAUUUGAAUAAAAUAUAUAUAGAUUAAAAAUUAUUGAUCGCCCGUUGGCACAAAAUUAAAAUUUUUAUGUUUUCGAUGGAAUAAAUCACAUAUAAUUCUUUUGAAAAUCGUUCCUUGUUGUGGGAUUUCUAUAGCAAGUAUAUAAACAUAUAUAGAUAUAUACAUAAUAGGGAAGCUAAAAAAAAAUUUUGUUUCCACUUUUACCCUCAAAAAGCUUGAGUGCGGUAAAAAAAAAAUCACCGCUUUUGAGUAAAAAUUUUUAGUUUAAAAGAAGUCGCUCAAGAAUUUUCAAAAUCUAAAAAACAUUUAAACAAUCAAGUGUUUUAUUUCCGCAAAUUUGUAUUCUGAAAUAGCAAAAAUUCCUACGUAUCAAAUAAGUCAUCUUCUAGCAAUUUUACUUAAAAACAUGAAUUUCAUGAAGACGCGUAAAAACUUCAGUUUUCAAAUCUCAAACUUGGAGAGAAUUUUUCUUUCACUACACCCUUAUAACUUUUUGAAGGGUGCACGAAGAAAAAAAUUAAAGAAUAUUUACUAAAUUUGAAAAAAAAAUUACAAUCUGAUGAAGUAAUCUCAAAAUGUAGAAAAAAAUCAAAACUUUUACAUAACUCAAAGUAAAAAUUACAACAUCUUAUUUAGAAUAAUAAUAUCUGUACAUUAUAAAAAUUACUGCAUUCAAAAUAAAAUUUACUAACAACGAAAUGAAAACUAUAAUGUACCAAUCAUUUUUACUAGUGUAUUUAUUAAAUAUUAUUUAACGCGCGUUGUGAAAGAUGUGUUCUGGCGAGUAAUUUUUACAAUCCAGAUUGUAAUUUUUACAAUCCAGAUAGUAAUUUUGUCCCCACUCCUAAAAUAAUAAUCAUGCGCGUCGGGAGACGCGUAUUCAUGUAUUACCUUCUGACGAACAGGACUUACACACACACA